UGUCAACAAAAACACUCGCCGGGCAGCAACAUUAUAUUUCAGGCGCGUAUGCGGUCACCCGAAUUGGAGGUCCUAGCGGAGAAACAGGAAGUGUUUCUGUAAACAGACUCGCAGUCCGCGGCCGAAGGUAAUUAUUUGACUGCAGUCCGGCACCGUGUGAAGCUGAGAGAGAAAUUCUGCAUUAACAGAAACUUAAACACACAUCAAGGUUAAACGAAAAUAAGAAUACAGCGCGGACGAUGACAGUUCACAAUCUGUACCUCUUCGAUCGGAACGGGGCGUGCUUGCACUACAGCGAGUGGAACCGGAAAAAGCAAGCGGGGAUAUCGAAGGACGAGGAGUACAAGCUGAUGUACGGCAUGCUGUUCUCAAUCCGCUCUUUCGUCAAUAAGAUGUCACCUCUGGAUAUGAAGGACGGCUUCCUGACUUUCCAGACCAGCAAGUACAAGCUGCACUACUACGAAACGCCUUCGGGGGUGAAGGUGGUGAUGAACACAGACCUGGGGGUGCCCAACUGCAGAGACACGCUGCACCAGAUCUACAGCACGAUCUACGUGGAGUACAUUGUGAAGAACCCCCUGUGCAGUAUGAACGAAGCCAUUCAGAGCGAUCUGUUCUGCUCCAAGCUGGACAGCUUCGUCAGGGGGCUCCCCUUCUUCUCAGCCCGGGCCGGCUAACUUCUACGGGUCACUUGAACCCCGUCCCACCCCCACAAAUAAAAACAAUGCUAACUUUCUUAUUCUUGCAAUGAGAAGGGGCACGAAACAGGGUUUCAAAUGUACUGACAGGCUGGAUCCAGAUGGUCAGUUUCUGCCUCUUGAGUGAGACUCGAGUCGCUCUCAAAAUGUAUUUAAGAUGAAACUAGAGUUGUAGGAUUAAGACAUGAAUUAAAAAAAAUAAAAAACUAUGUGAACAUAA
Messenger RNA from Acipenser ruthenus (sterlet), 918 nucleotides. Its product is annotated as trafficking protein particle complex subunit 1. Gene Ontology annotation, biological process: endoplasmic reticulum to Golgi vesicle-mediated transport. Lineage: Eukaryota; Metazoa; Chordata; Actinopteri; Acipenseriformes; Acipenseridae. The record is from RefSeq and is a predicted model, not a curated record. Bases 240 to 677 code for a protein of 145 amino acids. Gene Ontology annotation, cellular component: TRAPP complex. The transcript has 6 exons.